AACUAUGGCAACCACUCACAGUGGUUUCGAAUUCUACACCGUGCGCACACCAAAUCGAAGUAGCUCGGAAAUAGCUCAAUUGAUGUUCGGUUGACCGUUUCGGUUUUGAAUUGUAAGGAAAUAUCCAGCACUGACUACAUAUGUACACGUAUAUACAGAUAUACUCCUACAUAUAAUAUUUACAUACGCAUAUAUGAAUGUACCUGAGUACAGAUCUAGUAAAGUGUAAACUUGUGAGCGGCACAAAACCGAAUUAAUUAGCAUUGCAAUUAACAUAGCAAACUGAGUAGAUUCAAAAAUGAGCGGUAGAGAACUCGAUAAACAACAAUUUCAAAUCGUGGAACAAAGUGAGCCUUUGUUGGCAAAUCGACAAAAUGCGCGACAGGCGAGCACUGAAAGCGAAAGCAGUAUUCCGUAUAUGGACAGACUAAAUGAUUCCAGCGAGUCAAGCGAUACCAGUAGUUUCGUAUCAACCACCAGUGAUAAUGUUAGUAAAAAUAAAACGACCGAAAGUAAAAACGCGAUACUCGGUCCCACAGGCAGAAGGAAUGUUCACAUGCCGAUCAUUGUUCAGGUGGAUGAAAAGGAUCAUCGCUAUGUAACGGAGGGUACGAACGACUCAACAGAUUCUCCAGAAAUUUUAGCCAACGUGGAGCCGAUGGGAAGGAAUUUGCGGCGCAAUUCUAUAUCUCUCCCGAUGGGUAUCGAUGCCGUUGAUCUCGAAGGUUUGCGUUUAAAAUAUCAAAUGCAGGAUCAAGAUGCACUCAGCGAAGAGGAAAAGAGUGAGAGCCGAAGUGAAAGUAUAAACGAUGAUAGCUGCGGUUCGGUCACUCUGAAUGUGCCAGAAAUAAGCAAUUCUACAAUAAACCAGAACGAAGACGACAGUGAUGAUGAGGAAUACAGUGGUGGACGUCGAAAAUAUCGUGAUCCAUUUCGGAGUCGGCGUCGAGCUUCGAUCGCGCCUCUACCAGCUUUACGCCUCAACAGCAAAGAGAUGCUCGCCAGCGACUUCGACACGCACAGCUUAGCCAGCAACCAAGCGUCCAUCACUAGCGUCAAUUCGUUAGCGAGCUUAUUGCGGGAAAAGAUGAAUGCAUUCCCCCAAAUGAUUAGGAAAAAGAAACGUGAAACCAAGGAUUAUAAAAUCAAGAUUUUUGUAACAAUACUUUUCUUCAUCAUUGUCUUCUUGAUCGGGUAUUCCUAUAUUACAUAUCAUCGGGAGAUUUUAACUCGUUCGUAUUUCGAAAAGAUCAAGUUCAGUUCACUCGAUCGUACAUUCAGUAUUCUCAGUCACGAAGACAAAGAGGUAAUAAAAGGAAAAUUAGGGCUCACCAUCAGUUCGGACAGCGUACCAUUUUAUUGUUUGGAAGAUCAACGUAAAAAUGAUGGCAGCGUUUGUCUGGAGUGGAACGGCGUAGCUCGACUUUAUAUGAAUUUUCAAAACAUGAAUGUAUUCCGAUGCUAUAAUAUUCAGUGGCAAGCCUUGGGACCGGGUAUUUAUCCAACGGAUUGUUAUGAAUUAAAGCGAGAUAAUGGCAUCUGGUUCGGUGGUGGCUUCACAAAGGGUAUGGAAUGGUCUUUAAGUUCGGCGAAUUUCGAUUAUGCUCCAUUCGGUAGUGGGGAUGGAAAAGUUCAUCAGUUCGGCAAUGGCGUGAAACGUUAUUUCAUUAACUCAAUUGGCGUAGCAAUGCAGGUCGACGAUCAUACACCGCUCCAUAUAUCUGUUAACCAAACGGAAAAUAGAUUCUGUCUUCGGGCACGCAAUGAUAAUUUCACAUUCGUUAAUCACCUAACGGAAUAUCCAGAGCUGACAUAUAAAAUUUGCACUACCGAAGAUAUGCGCAGUCUGCAUAUGCUAAUGACACAGCAGAGUCUGUGGGACGGCUUAAAAGAAUCUGACAUCUAUACUUUGCAUUCGUUGAUCGAAGAGCCUGUUUGGAAAAUACCCUUCCAAAGUGAAGUGACUUCAAUAAACGAAACUACCAUAUAUAAUUAUUCUGAAGAUGUGAUAGCCAUGGGUUUCAUGCGUUUGGGUCACAUUUUAGUUAAUGAAUUUUGGCAAAGAAAUAUUGGCGAUUUUGUUGUUGAUCAAGAACGUUUCCCCACCCUUAAGGAUACAAUUGAAGUACUUCAUCGUCGUGGCUUUAAGGUGGUUUUUACAAUACAGCCAUUUAUCAGCACAGACAGUCCGAAUUUUAAAGAUGCUGUUAAAAACAAGUUGCUCAUCUAUGAACGACAUUCGGAUCGAAGUAUUCCGGCACUAACACGCUACAAGAGCUCGUCUAGUGCGGGUGUGCUAGAUAUUACGAACAACGCCUCCAUACCGUGGCUAAGAGAGAAAUUGGAAAAGCUAAAGGAGGACUAUCAGGUGGAUAGUUUCUACUUAGACCUGGGUACAAGCUAUAAUUUACCUCAUUACUACCAGUGUCGAACGACACUAGAUAACCCCGAUAUGUAUUCCAAAAUAUUUACCAGCAGCAUGGAAAGCGUCGGCUUUAUUGGUGUCUCCAGCGCCAGUGCCGUGCCAAAACCUCCAACAUUCCUCAGCACACCACCGAUAAAUUCAUCAUGGGAGGGCUUACGCGAAUUACUAACUGUCGUCCUGAACAACGGUAUCAAUGGUUAUCCAUUUGUAUUACCAGGUGCUAUUGGCGGUGAUUAUUAUGUUAAUCGAACACUAAAAAAAAUGGUUUCUUUCUAUUCGCUGGGUCAGCCAGAACUUCCCGAACCAGAUCUAUUUACACGCUGGAUGCAAUUGAUGAUAUUCAUGCCAUCCAUGCAAUUCAGUCACUUACCAUCCGAAUAUAGAAGUGAUUACAUAACGGAUCAGGCUAAGGAUUUAAUGACAAUAAGACAGAAAAUAGUGAUACCGUUGUUAAAGAAAUAUUUGAGUGAGUCAAUGAAUGAGGGCCUACCAUUGGUGCGUCCUUUGUGGAUGCUGGAUCCUCAUGAUCCGGCAUGUCUGGUUGUUAAUGAUGAAUUUUCGGUGGGAGAGGAAUUGAUUGUGGCGCCAAUUUUAGAAAAAAAUUCAGAUGAGCGUGAGGUUUACUUACCCCAGGGUGUGUGGAAGGAUGGGAUCGAUGGCUCGCUGCGAAAAGGUAGCCGCUGGAUGCACAAUUACAGAGUGCCAAAGGAUAAAAUUGCACAUUUCAUUAAAAUGCCGGACAAUACAAGAUUUUAGUACUAAAAAUUGACAAAAAUAUUUACAUAUACUCCGAUUUAAUUCCAAAAGCUUAGCUUUAUACGUUGUUAUAUUAUAUUAACAAAUUACCAGUAGAUACACUUAUUAAUAGUAAAUCGAGCAGAAAUGUAUAAACAAUUAGGGUAAAUUUUGCAACGAGAAAGCGCAAUUUUCUGUUUCUUUCUGUUACUGGCUAAUUCUUACUGACAAUUCUUACCGAACAGCGAGCUCCACAUGGGUCAUACCAGUGAUAAUAAACAGAUAAUUUUUAUAUUGUUUUAAUUGGCAAUUUACACUAAAAUGCAUAUUUUUUGCUUUCAUUGCUUUAUUGUGCUCAAGGUUUAUUUAAUAAUAAAAUUGUGGACCUGGCGUACUUCGUCUCUCCGCGACACCAUGCCUUUGGCUUAACCCUAGAAUGAUAAUAAAACAUUGAGCCCACAAUUUAAAUUAA
Ceratitis capitata (Mediterranean fruit fly) is the source of this 3632-nucleotide messenger RNA. Its product is annotated as putative family 31 glucosidase KIAA1161. Gene Ontology annotation, biological process: carbohydrate metabolic process. The record is from RefSeq and is a predicted model, not a curated record. The transcript is spliced from 7 exons. Gene Ontology annotation, molecular function: hydrolase activity, hydrolyzing O-glycosyl compounds. NCBI's taxonomy places the organism in Eukaryota, Metazoa, Arthropoda, Insecta, Diptera, Tephritidae. Bases 299 to 3181 code for a protein of 960 amino acids.